GCUCUGCUGUCUUCCAUCGUCUGCCUCCUUAUCUCUUCCUUUUGAUCCCAUUUUCAUUCACAGAACAUUUUCGAGGUACCCACUUUAAAUCUUUACCUUCUCGUUUCAGAUCCACAUUUCUUUAAGGUUUUGUUCGCCGAUCUGAUCAUUUGUUGCUAUUUUCCCGCACUUCAUUUCCGUCUUUGAGAAACAAAAGGCUUGAAAAUGGGUCGUGGAGUUAGCAGCGGUGGUGGACAGAGUUCCUUGGGCUACCUGUUUGGAGGUGGAGAGCCGGCCAACAAUGUGCAAGCUUCUAAGAAACCCAAUGGAUCUUCUCAGCCUACCUCUUCUACUUCACAACCUGCUGAUAAACACAUACCUGCUGGCAUUCCGGGGAAUCAUACUAACAAUUACCAUAGAGCAGAUGGACAGAACUGUGGCAACUUUAUCACGGAUCGUCCAUCGACCAAGGUUCACGCCGCACCUGGUGGCGGAUCUUCUCUGGACUUCCUGUUCGGAAACGGCAAGAGCUAAGUUGGUUAAGAACCAAGAAAGACCCACGAUUGGUGGCUAUCAUAUGUAAACUACAACAUUAUAUAUUUCUACUUAUGCACGAGGUUGUCUCCUCAUGGUCAGAACUGUAGGCAUGCGCUGGUGCUGAUGGGCACUUUAUGAUGCUUUGUUUGAAACAAAAGUGAUUAUUGUAUCUUGUUCUCCUCUGAAUCUCUAGCAUUCGCCUGUUUAUGAACUCUUAUGUUUGGCUUUCGCCAUUAAUUUGAAUUCUGAAUAACAUCACA
Messenger RNA from Cucurbita maxima (winter squash), 776 nucleotides. RefSeq names its product protein SPIRAL1-like 3. Gene Ontology annotation, biological process: cortical microtubule organization. Gene Ontology annotation, cellular component: cortical microtubule, transverse to long axis. The coding region runs from base 205 to 513 and encodes 102 amino acids. The transcript is spliced from 3 exons. NCBI's taxonomy places the organism in Eukaryota, Viridiplantae, Streptophyta, Magnoliopsida, Cucurbitales, Cucurbitaceae. The record is from RefSeq and is a predicted model, not a curated record.